GCGGCCCGGGAAGUGUUGGGCGUUCCGUGCUUCAGGGGCGAACGUGGAGGUGGUAGAGGGGUAUCCACUUGGCUAUCGUUUGAAGGGGCUGUGGGAAACCCUGCGCGAGGGCUUUAAGAACUCUGGGUCCUGCCUUCGCGCCGAGGAGGCCUCGUUCCUGAGUUCAGGUCUGACCCGGAUAAGCCCCAGGAUAUUUUUGCCAUCCUUUCUUUCCAUGAUGUGAUGAUUAUUCAGGCCAGGAAGAAUAAGAUCUUGUCUUUCAGCCCAGGCUCACUAUAUGUGACAAAUGCUGCUUGCUGCAAUUUUUCUUGAAGAUUAAUUAGUUACACCAGAUAUGCUGCUGUUCUUUACUUUGGGAUUGCUUGUACAUUUUGUGUUCUUUGCCUCCAUCUUUGACAUUUAUUUUACAUCUCCUUUGGUUCAUGGAAUGACUCCUCAGUUUACACCAUUGCCACCUCCAGCAAGAAGAUUAGUGCUGUUUGUUGCUGAUGGCCUUCGAGCAGAUUCACUUUAUGAAUUAGAUGAAAAUGGAAAUUCAAGAGCACCAUUUAUUAGGAGUAUCAUAAUGCAUGAGGGCAGCUGGGGUAUAUCUCAUACACGUGUGCCAACAGAAUCUCGGCCGGGUCAUGUAGCCAUGAUAGCUGGGUUUUAUGAAGAUGUCAGUGCAGUUGCCAAAGGAUGGAAGGAAAAUCCUGUAGAAUUUGAUUCUCUUUUUAAUGAAAGCAAGUACACAUGGAGCUGGGGAAGCCCAGAUAUUUUACCUAUGUUUGCCAAAGGUGCUAGUGGAGACCAUGUUUAUACUUACAGCUAUGAUGCUGAAAGAGAGGAUUUUGGUGCUGAUGAUGCAACAAAACUGGAUACAUGGGUUUUUGAUAAAGUUAAGGACUUCUUUCAUGCUGCCAGAAACAAUCAAUCUUUGUUUUCUAAAGUAAAUGAAGAAAAGGUAGUUUUUUUCUUACAUUUAUUAGGACUUGAUACAAAUGGACAUGCCCACCGACCAUCAUCAAGGGAGUAUAAAGACAACAUUAAAAUAGUUGAUGAUAGAGUAAAAGAAAUUGUCUCCAUGUUUCAACAUUUUUAUGGAAAUGAUGGAAAAACAGCAUUUAUUUUUACCUCUGACCAUGGAAUGACAGACUGGGGUUCCCAUGGGGCUGGUCAUCCUUCAGAGACUUUGACUCCUUUAGUCACUUGGGGAGCUGGAAUCAAGUAUCCCCAAAAAGUAUCAGCUCAACAAUUUGAGGAUGAGUUUUUGAAAGAAUGGAGACUGGAGUCCUGGAAGAGGCAAGAUGUCAAUCAGGCUGAUAUUGCACCAUUGAUGGCUUCUCUUAUUGGAGUUCCCUUUCCCCUUAAUUCAGUGGGAAUCCUUCCUGUGGAAUAUCUUAAUAAUACUGAUCUCUUCAAAGCAGAAAGCAUGUUUACAAAUGCAGUACAGAUUCUUGAACAGUUCAAGGUGAAAAUGACUCAGAAAAAAGAAGCUACUUUACCAUUUUUGUUUACACCAUUUAAGUUGCUCUCUGAUUCUAAACAGGUAGACAUUUUAAGAAAAGCAAGAUUGUACAUAAAACAGGGAAAGUUUGAUGAAGCGGUUUCCCUUUGCACAGAACUGAUUCAUCUUGCAUUAAAAGGAUUGUCCUAUUAUCACACUUAUGACAGAUUCUUCUUGGGCAUCAGUGUUGCUAUUGGUUUUGUGGGUUGGACUUCUUAUGUUUCUUUGCUGAUCAUCAAGUCUCAUUCCAACCUAACAAGAAGUAUUAGUAAAGAAGUUAAGAAAGCAAGCCAUCUCCUGCCAUGUAGUUUUGUAGCUAUUGGCAUUUUAGUAACAUUCUUCCUGCUGAUUCAAGCCUGUCCCUGGACUUACUAUGUAUAUUGUUUGUUGCCAGUGCCAAUAUGGUAUGCAGUUCUAAAAGAAUUUCAAGUUAUUCAAGACCUUGUUGCAUCACUAUUGACCUUUCCUCUGAGCCAUUUUGUUGGGCACCUGUUAAUCUGUACCUUGGGAAUUGAAGUAUUAGUUCUCAGUUUUUUCUACCGCUAUAUGCUUACAGCUGGACUUGUUAUAUUUGCGGGCUGGCCAUUUCUCACUCAGCUGUGGAUGCGAGCAAAGGUCACCUCCUUGAGUUGGACUUUCUUCUCUUUGCUCCUGGCAGUGUUCCCACUGAUGCCUGUUGUAGGUCGAAAGCCAGAUCUCUCUUUGGUAAUGAGUGCAGGCUUGCUGGUUCUUCUACUAUCCCUGUUUGUUAUAACAUCUCUCAUCAAAAGAAAAAAUAGUUUUAUCAAGGAAGAGUUAUUGGUACAUCUAUUACAGAUGCUGAGCACAGUGCUUUCCAUGUAUGUUGUGUAUAGUACCCACAAUAGUCUACUCAAGAAACAAGGACUGCCUCUUAUGAAUCAGGUUGUGAGCUGGGCAAUAUUGGCCUCUUCCUUGGUGGUGCCACUGCUGAGUUCUCCAGUUCUCUUUCAGCGAUUGAAUAGCAUACUUCUUUCCUUGAUGUCAACCUACUUGCUCCUAAGCACAGGGUAUGAAGCUCUCUUUCCAUUAGUGUUAUCAUGUUUGAUGUUCAUCUGGAUACAUAUGGAACAAGAAACCCUACAACAAUCUGGUGUUUGCUGUAAACAAAAGCUCACAAGUAUCCAGUUCUCCUAUAAUACUGAUAUAAUUCAGUUUCGACAUCUCUGUCUGGAUGACAUCCGUAGAGCUUUUUUCCUUGUUUUCUUUUUAGUGACAGCAUUUUUUGGAACUGGAAAUAUAGCCUCUAUUAACAGCUUUGAUCUUGCCUCUGUCUAUUGCUUUCUGACUGUAUUUAGUCCUUUCAUGAUGGGAUCCCUGAUGAUGUGGAAGAUUCUAAUUCCUUUUGUUCUUGUCAUGUGUGCUUUUGAAGCAGUUCAGUUAACUACACAGUUAUCAUCAAAAAGCCUUUUUCUCAUUGUCCUGGUGAUAUCAGACAUUAUGGCUUUGCAUUUUUUUUUCCUGGUUAAGGACUAUGGCAGCUGGCUUGAUAUUGGAACAAGCAGCUGGCAACCACCAUUCUACUUUCUGCUUCUGUGAAGUUGACUACUGUAACUCCUCCUAUUGAGCAUCUUUUCAUAUGCCUGUUGGACAUCUGUAUAUCUUCUUUAGGGAAAUGUCUACACAAGUCACUUUCUCAUUUUCAGUUUGGGUUAGUUGUUUUUUGUUGUUAAGUUGUAGGAAUUUGUUAUAUAUUCUGGAUAUUAACUCCUUAUCAGAUAUAUUAUUUGCAAAUGUUUCCUUCCAUUCUGUAGUUGACUUUUUACUCAUUUAUUGUAUUCUUUGAUUCACAAGUUUUUCAUUUUGAUGUACAAUUUAUUAAUUUUGCUUUUGUUACGUGUGUUUGCUUGAUACAUUUUUUAAAAGAGCUGUUGCAAAACUUGCAUUUAACAUCUAGCAUGACAUUCUUCCUGGCAUGUGUGUGACACUUCCACCCUAUUCCUUGCAUUCUUUUAUGUAGUCAUCAUGGAAAUAAAACAUUCAUCAGAGCAUAAAAUAUAGCAAAAAGAGAAAAUACAAGGCAUAAAAUAGUGAGCACCAUCCAAACCAAGUGAAACAGAAUGGCAUAUUAGCACAUGUAGACUGAAAAUGUUUUGAUGACCCUCCUCUCUGCAGUACUAGUCAUAAACAUGGAUGUUAACUCCAUGUUUUAGUAUUCUAAGUAAAUUAUAUAUACACAUUAAAAUAUUCCAUAGUUAACUAAUGGCAUACAGAGCACAAUAUGCUAUCAAAGUAUCUUAUGUGUGUAUGUUCUUUUUUUUAUUAAAUAAUGGUAACUGCACUAUACAUAUGGUGAUCAUAUUCCCUGGUUUACCUAGGAUGGCCUUGUCUAUACAAUAUUAAAGGCCCAAAGUGGAUGGGAAGAGGAUAAAGGGCAAGCCUGUUAAUGGUAUAGCCUAGUUUAUCUUAUUCUCAGUGCUUCAUCCUUAGUGCUUUAUCCUCAGGGAUCUAACUCCCAGAUCUAACUUCCAGAUUAAAAAGUAAAACACCAUAUAAUAGGGUUCACAUGUCAAAAUCUCAUUAUCAUAUCAUAUCAUAGGUGCUUGUUCUCAAAAACUUCUUGAAGGCAGAUACAGUAAAGAACCACAGAUCACAGUUCUGUUCAUCAGGGUAAGGGCUUUGGACUAAACUAUAUAAAUUAUUCUAUUGAAAUAUCUCCCAGUUCUAUUUUUCUUCUUAUUGUAUCAUCCAAAAAAUGCCCAAUUUAAGAGAAUGUGAUUGAAGGGACAAAAUGAAAUCCGAGUUAGGGAAAUUAGGCUUUCUAAGUGGCAUUGUCCCUGAAAAAUGCUACAAUGUGAGGGUUUUGUUUGGUUUUGGUUUUGUUUCCCCUACUCUUGUUGGUGGUGGAUCUUUAUUUUUAUUUGGUGCUAAGAAUCAAACCCAGUGCCUCACACAUGCUAAGCAAGUGCUGUACCACUGAGCCACAACCCCAGCCCUCCCCCCUGCUCUUGUUGGCAAGUUAGAAUCCUAAAAUCUUUCCUUUUUACCCUGUACACCAUUAAUAGCAUAUAGUGCCUCAGUGAACCACGUGGUGUUGGUCUAAUGGCAGGAGCGGUUCAUGCAUUUUCAUAAACAUCUAAUUUAUUGCCAGGAAAAGGCUUGGGUAGUGGGGGAAGAUAUACUUCCAGAUUAAAAAGUAAAACACCAGUUAAUAGGGUUCACAUGUCAGAAUUUCAUUAUCAUACUUUUUCUGCUUUUUAUUUGUGAGACUGUUGCUUUUAAGAUUUGGGGUUUCUAAUUAUUCCUAAGUGAAAGUAUAUUUGAAAAGCAGAGAUUUUUCUUGUCUUGCUCCCGUUAUUAUUAAACUUACUGGUGGUGUUCCCUUAGUGGGAACCAAGGUUAUUUGAGAUGUGUUCCUGCAGUGGUUUCCCUUCGUGACAUUUUAUUUUCAAGCUCCUUUUUGUUAGUAAUAUAGUUAAUAACUGCAGCCAUUUCAUGCCUGUUAUUCAUAGGAAUAGAAUGCUGUCCUUUUUUCCUCAGUAUUGUAUUGUGUUAUGAAUACUGAAGUGGUGAGAAUCUAUCCCAGAAUUUUAGAGAGGAGUUGGAGCCCUGUGAAUGCAGCCUGGCAUGUGUCUGGAAUGUUUAUAGAGUUGUUGAAAUGACUGCAGUAGAUUUCCAAUGCUUUUGAGAGAUUCUUCAGCUUUUAAUUUUUGGUUAAUCAGUAAGUAGUACUUUCUUUAACAAUAAAGACACCUUACCAGGACAUGAGACAAUGUAUCCAUUUAUAGGUAUAGUACUCUCUGUUUACAGUGCAUCUUCAGAGCAGAUUUUUUCCAAAAUUUAAUUGGGACUCUGAAGAGAAUACACUGCAGUCCAUAUAUUCAGCUGAAGCCCCAGGUUAAGUGCAGCCUUCCUCUGGAGAACCUGUGCCAUCCAGGUAUUCAUUUAACAACCAUGUGAAAAAUAUCCUGCCCAGGCCAUAAAGUUGUGUUCAGCUGACAGAGCUAAUUUAGUAUUUUCUUCUUUUGAGCUUUACACUUUAUCUUCAUUUAUUGCAGGUCAUAAACUUUACAGAGUAUUGCCUUUUAUAUGGCAUACUGAAAGUGCAUUUUUAAAACUAGAGAAAAAAUUCCUGUGAGGUAAUAUUCACAACUAUAAAAAUCUACAUUUAAAUUUACGCUCUAAAUGUGUUUGUAGUGAGGUGAAUAGAGUCAGGAUCAUCAGUUUGAUUGAGCUGCAGUUUGAUUUGAUAGCAGUGUUCAUUUGGUCUUUAAUUGUUUCCUACAUGCUCUAUUGUUAUAUCUUAUUAAAAUACAAAUGACAGCUAAAGUAUUUAUCAUUUCUCUUUAGAUAUAAUGAAAAUUCAUGAUUCUGUUUGAUUAUUCUUGAAUGUCCUAAAUAUAAUUAAUAAGUGAACAAUGAAGUGUCUUUGUUCUUUGAAUAAAUAUCAAGCUAUAUUCAAA
Messenger RNA from Marmota monax (woodchuck), 5907 nucleotides. It is a transcript of the gene Pign, whose product is annotated as phosphatidylinositol glycan anchor biosynthesis class N. Gene Ontology annotation, molecular function: mannose-ethanolamine phosphotransferase activity. The record is from RefSeq and is a predicted model, not a curated record. NCBI's taxonomy places the organism in Eukaryota, Metazoa, Chordata, Mammalia, Rodentia, Sciuridae. The coding region runs from base 335 to 3043 and encodes 902 amino acids. The transcript is spliced from 30 exons. Gene Ontology annotation, biological process: GPI anchor biosynthetic process. Gene Ontology annotation, cellular component: endoplasmic reticulum membrane.